AUGACUACUUGGUUCUCGUCUGUCCAAAGGCACAAACACAUCAGAGACUGGGAUCUUAAUCUGCCAUGGUGCACUAGAUCUCUAACCUGGGACUGUGUAGAGAAAGGAAACCUAGCAGCUCGCGCUUUAUCAGAGAAUCUGCGAACACACCGGGAAAACACCAAACCACCGCAACAGUCGCAAAACAGGCCAGGGGUUCACGCGCCGCUCCGGCGACAGAGGCAUUGCGCUCCCGAGGCUGCGUUUCAGCAUGAGCGUCCUGCGCGCGCCGGCCCUCGCCGCGCUCGCGCUGCUGAUCGUGAGCGGCGGCUACGGCGGCCCGAGCGGCUCCGCGUCCGCGCGCACCACCACCGUCCUGCUGCGGCUACUCACGGCCAGCGCACCGGACGCGUCCGAGCAGCGCGCGCGCUCUACAGCGCAUCCGGCGCAUUCUCCGCUCCCCGUCCGGACCGACUUCUCAUAGACUCACAGGAAGGGAACGAAGUGAACAAAUCCAAUCAGCAUGAACAGUUACUGGACGUCUUUCCUAGAGACCUGCGACAGAAAGAAAAGUUCCUAAAGCAUUUAACAGGGCCUCUUUACUUCAGCCCAAAAUGCAGCAAACGAUUCUAUAGAUUAUAUCAUAACACCAGGGACUGCACAAUACCUGCCUAUUAUAGAAGAUGUGCACGGCUACUCAGAAGGUUAGCGGAGAGUCAACAGUGUUCUGAGGGAUAGAUUUUGCAGAUUUCAAUGGACUUAAGAAAUAAGGAGGACCAGCGAAAAAGUGCCUUGGAAAAGAACAGAAGGAAAAAACACCUAAGAAACAUGUCAUUAUAAAGCAGAAUUUGCCAUCAAUUAUUUUUUUAAUCAAAGUCCUCCGUAGAGUUCUACAUACAGUACCAUGGAAGUCUUACUGACUGACAAAUUAAUGUUAUCACUGAACUUUCUGAUAACUCGAAUGGUGCAAGUGAAGAUGGUGUUAUUACACGCUUAAAAUAAUCCCACUGCCAAAAUCUCUGGACUGCAAAUACUUUUAUAACAUUUAUCAUUAUGCAAAUGCUAUUGUGGUUUACUGUGGUUUUUUUCAGUAGUUGUGGACAGAGUAUCAUUUAAUGACACCCAGCUUCUACUCUUGAACACCUCCACUACACAAAAUCACAACCUGUUAAAUCAGUCAUUGAAUUAUAAAUUGUAUUUGUGAGACAUUUCUUUUGGCAGAGAUUAGGGACGAAGGUUGUAUUAAAGUGUGCAUUCUCCUUAAUAUGAAUGUCAAAUAUACUCUAUUUAUAUAUUCAAGGUAUUGUCAGUUGCUGUGUCAGACACAUACACAUCCCAGCUAGAGUGCAAUAUGUAUAUAUUGUAAAUAUGAGAAAAUCUAUCUUCAAAUAAAAUGGUUUGUUAUA
Molecule: messenger RNA, 1385 nt
Organism: Silurus meridionalis
Lineage: Eukaryota; Metazoa; Chordata; Actinopteri; Siluriformes; Siluridae
Gene: alkal2b
Product: ALK and LTK ligand 2b
Exons: 7
Coding region: 1-717 (238 amino acids)
Biological process (GO): positive regulation of ERK5 cascade; positive regulation of ERK1 and ERK2 cascade
Molecular function (GO): receptor signaling protein tyrosine kinase activator activity; receptor tyrosine kinase binding
Source: RefSeq, a predicted model, not a curated record